CUCUCUCUCUCUCUGAAGCCCUAACUCCUUCAGUUCCCUUCUCAUUCCAACUACAAACUUCGAUUCCAGAAUCCGAUUUCAAUAGCACGAAAUCAUAUAUCUCUCCUUUCGAAUCUCUUUUCUCUUCCUCAGGAAAAUUAAUUUCGUUUUUUUUUUUUUUGUGGGCGGGGUGGAUUUUUUUUUUUUUUGAGAAAGGGAUAGAAAUCCAACGGAGAGAAGCUAUGUCGGAGAAAUUCUCGCCGACCCUGCGCCUCAGCGAUCUCAACGACUUCAUUGCUCCGUCGCAAGCCUGCAUCGUUUCGCUGAAGGCGGCCGCGUCGAGGCCGGAGAGAUCAGAGGUAUGUGAUUAUGUAGUUAGGGUUAGAGAAAAAAUGAAACUCUGGCGGAGUGUGAUGGAUGAUACGCAGCCGCUUAGAACCGUGAGCCUAGAGAAGGUUGCGCCUCUUGCCAAACCAUCAAAUGCAAAACCGGUUAAAAUUUCACUGAAGGACUGCUUGGCAUGCAGUGGUUGCAUAACAUCCGCAGAGACAGUUAUGCUUGAGAAGCAGAGCUUGGAUGAGUUUCUUUCUCAUCUAGAAUCAGAUAAUGCUGUUAUUGUCUCUCUCUCCCCUCAGUCAAGGGCUUCAUUAGCUGCUUUCUUUGACCUUUCACCACCUCAGGUUUUUAGGAAACUCACGACAUUUUUUAAGUCUCUGGGAGUAAAGGCUGUAUUUGAUACAAGCAGCAGUAGAGAUUUAUCCCUAGUAGAAACUUGUAAUGAGUUUAUUAUGCGAUACAACCAACACCAUUCAACUGGUGGCAAGGGAUUUGAAUCAGCCCUUCCCAUGCUUUCCUCAGCAUGUCCAGGUUGGAUAUGCUAUGCUGAAAAAACACUUGGCUCAUAUAUACUGCCUUAUAUUUCUUCUGUGAAGAGUCCACAACAAGCAAUCGGGGCAACCAUCAAGCAUCACAUUUGCCAAAAAAUGGGUCUAAUGCCGGAGAAAAUCUACCAUGUAACAGUGAUGCCCUGUUAUGAUAAGAAGCUUGAAGCUGCUAGAGAUGAUUUUGUAUUUUCAGUGGAACAUCAAGGAGAAACUGGUUAUGAUGAUGCAGGCCCAAGGAUUCCAGAGGUAGACUCAGUUUUGACAUCAGGAGAAGUAUUGGAAUUGAUACAGCUGAAAUCCGUCAAUUUGAAGGCAUUGGAAGAAUCGCCUCUCGAUAGACUACUAACAAACGUGGAUGAAGAAGGGCGACUUUUUGGUGUUCCUGGAGGCUCUGGAGGUUAUGCAGAUACGGUUUUUCGCCAUGCUGCUACAACGCUUUUUGGGAGGGAAAUUAAAGGGCCUCUUGACUUCAAGAUAUUGCGGAAUUCAGAUUUUCGGGAAGUAAAUCUAGAAGUUGAAGGUAAAACAGUUUUAAGAUUCGCACUUUGUUAUGGCUUCCGGAACCUGCAGAAUAUUGUAAGGAAGAUUAAAAUUAAGAAAUGCGAGUAUGAUUUUGUGGAGGUUAUGGCAUGCCCUUCAGGCUGUCUCAACGGUGGAGGUCAAAUCAAACCAAAGACAGGACAAUCUGCCAAAGAUGUUAUUCAAACAUUAGAAGAUGUAUAUAUGGAAAAUGUUUUGGUAGCGGACCCUUAUGAGAAUCCGCUGGUGAAGAACUUAUACGCCGAAUGGUUGGGCAAUCCUGGUUCGGAGAAGGCUAAAAGGCACAUACACACUGAAUAUCACCCCAUUUUAAAAAGCAUCACUUCACAGCUGCACAACUGGUGAGAUGUUAUUUACACUGUUCGUCCUAUCUUUGCCAAUGGCAGGCUUCAUCGCAACGUGCCCUCUCCGCGCUCAUCCCCACAUGCUGCAGAAGGCCCGUUAAUGGGGCAUCAUCACUACCUAUAAAGUAAACACAUCAUCUUACAACCGGUGGGGUAUGCCAUUUUUUUUUUUUUGCAGAAGGGAAUCAAUCAUUUAUAUGUAUGUGCAUGUAUUAUUAUGAUGUAUGUGCUUCACGUGUAUAUACAUCACAAAAUGUAUAUUCUUUGCAUUCCAAGAUCGCCGUGUGGCCCACCUUUCUUGUCAUAGAUGUAACAGGUGGAAUCUUGCAGAGUAGAUUUUGAACAGAUCGGUCUGAGACUGGGUCUACUUUGUAUUUUGAAAAUGAAUAAUGGUUUUGGAAGCUCUAUUAAUUUCUUA
This is a messenger RNA of Magnolia sinica, 2165 nucleotides long. Its product is annotated as protein NAR1. The coding region runs from base 222 to 1748 and encodes 508 amino acids. The record is from RefSeq and is a predicted model, not a curated record. The transcript has 11 exons. NCBI's taxonomy places the organism in Eukaryota, Viridiplantae, Streptophyta, Magnoliopsida, Magnoliales, Magnoliaceae. Gene Ontology annotation, cellular component: cytosol. Gene Ontology annotation, molecular function: 4 iron, 4 sulfur cluster binding.